GUACCAUUCCAAAGCUCUAUGCUAAUUCGUGUAUAUUACUUAGAAAUUCAUUUGGUAUUGUCUUCAAUAUUAUUUAAAUUGAUAUCUUCAUGUCUACUAGUUUGGCUAGAUUAAACCUAGGAUUCAAAGCUGAUGAAUACAAGUAAUCUAUCUACAUAUACUUGAAGUAUGCAUUAAGAAUUUUGAAAUAACAACUUAUACUAGCUAGUUACUUGAAAGAAGCUAUAUUUCAUAUCAUAACCUAAUUUCAUAUGUUCACAGGUUUUCCUAGCUAAGGUUCCAAUCUAUUCUUGCAAAACCUUUGGUGCUUGCUUUCUUUCCACAAACUGUGAUAUUCGCAUACAAAUGUUGCUGCUCAAUUCUGGAUUGGACACAAAACUUAUUUUAGAUUGCAAUGCGUGAAGCUUACAAGCUCACGAGGACUCUUAGCACCAAGGCGGAAGAGCUCGCCGGAGCCUCAUUGCGACGGGUCUGCCGUAUAUUGACAUUUGGGUACAUGUGAAGUCUGACAAGCUUGGCGAUGCAAGCAUGCCAUUUUGCAAGUCCUGGUAUGCAGCCGCCGAGCAAAGAAUCUUCAUCUGCGGCGUCCGACAGACAUGAAGAAUCUGCAAAUUCUGAAGGUGGCGGUAAACUAACUUGCAUUGUCGCUGCAUCCGCAACCCCUCUUUGCAUUCUACUCGAACCUCGCGAAGUUGAAUCUCACGUCCGCUUAUAAUCUGUGCGGCAUGAGCCUGUAGAGAUCUCCUCGAUUUCGCCAAGUUUGCGAACUGAACGACUGCUGCAGCGAGUCGGAUGGAAUGCGCACAGUUGGCAUAUAUGGUUUGACAACAUGGCGACGAGAAUGAAAUCGGGGUUUCUAAUACAGGAUGUGAUGUGACUUGCCGAAUGCGCCGGUUGGCUACAAAUCAGCCUGCGGCUCAGAGCUCAGUGUGCUCUGCUUAGACUAGGCCUGACAGCCCUCGCAUUGGGGACAAGGCAAUGUGCUUUAACCGGUAUGCAAUCGCUCAGUACUACCACACCUGUACUUGAUGUAAUUAGAAGGACGAACUAUUCCACGAAUACGGGUAAGAAAUCGUAGAAGUCCCGCAUCCUUCAGGAGAAAUGUGGUGGUGUAUAAAUGCUCCGCUGAGCACUUUGCUUCUUGCGUUCUCGCUACAUCUGUUGUAGCAUACCGUGAUCUCCCUAAGUUCCUUCCAACUGCAGGCCAUCUAAAUCAAGCAGCCUUGAUCAUCAGUUCCCGAUGUGCGCACCACAGAAACCAAGCCUGUAGACUUCGAGCCCACUCAGAUACAGCUUUCCAUCUCUGCCCAUACUAGCACGACCAGGUGGCCAUGAGGACUUCGGCCGUAGUAUCCAGCAUGAAGGCCGCAGCUUGCGCUGGCGUGGCCGCCUUGAUGGCGCUGAGCGUCCUGCCUUGCGUGGUGGGAGCGCCGUACGGGUGGAGUGAGGCGCAUAUCACGUACUACGGAACAGCUAGUGGCGGUGGCACGCAGGGAGGCGCCUGCGGGUAUCCGAACACCUUUGCGAUGGGAUACGGGGCGAUGACCGCAGCGUUGAGUUAUCCUCUGUUCCAGGGCGGAAAGGCAUGCGGCGGGUGCUAUCAGUUGCGGUGCAAGUGGGUGACGCCAACCCGAACCGUGCACAACUGGUGCUGGAGCUACUCUCGCACCAUCACCGUGACCGCAACAAACUCGUGCCCUCCAGGGUCGCACGGAGGUUGGUGCAACUGGAGACCUCACUUCGACUUGCCAAUGCCUGCUUUCCUGACGCUGGCACGGCGUGAGGGAGGAGUGGCUCCGGUGUAUUACAGGAAGGUCCGGUGCGCGAAGCGCGGCGGAAUUCGGUUCACCAUCGGAGGCAACCCGUACUUCUUGAUGAUCCUGAUUCACAACGUGGGAGGGGCGGGCGAUUUGAAGGCAGUGAAGGUCAGGGGAGGAAACGGAUAUUGGGUGCCCAUGUGGCGCAACUGGGGCGCGCUGUGGACAUGCAAAACGAGGAUGAGCGGAGCAUUGUCUUUCCAGAUUACGACGGGCGACGGGCGCACUUUGACGACUUACAAAGCCGUGGGCGGGUACUGGAGGUUCGGACAGACCUGGGAAGGAUCCCAGUUCAGGUAGGUAGAUUGUAGCGGACCUCGACGCUGAGCGCAGCAUCGGUGGCGACAGUCGCUGCGACUGAUGGGGAAAUGGCGUCGCUCCGCGGUCCGAGAUGGGCGUGCAAAAACUGGACGGCCAUCCGUCCGUGCGAAGCGGAUCUCGCAGUCAUCAUGGACGAGACGACAACGUAGAAAGAGUGGGUUAAGUGUACCAAUAGUGUUCAUUCUGGGGAGCGCAACUAACUGUAGCGGUUUAGGAUACUUGGAACCAACGGAUUCCGCUGGGCGAUUGUAAAUGGAUUAAAUGAUUGGGGUACCUAGUCUCGUAUUCAGGGACAUGUAUCUGGAAUAAAACAGUCAAGCACCAUCGUUUGAUAACAGAAGUUUGGAAGAC
Molecule: messenger RNA, 2489 nt
Organism: Physcomitrium patens
Lineage: Eukaryota; Viridiplantae; Streptophyta; Bryopsida; Funariales; Funariaceae
Product: expansin-A4
Biological process (GO): plant-type cell wall organization
Cellular component (GO): extracellular region
Source: RefSeq, a predicted model, not a curated record